AUGGCAGAAAAUUCGUCAUCUCAUCGGCAACAUGGUCCUCGACCAAACAAUCUACAAGUAGAAGGAAUUCCGGAAGACGCCUCGGACGAUAACGAGGUUCAAUCCAAUCGAGCAAAUGAUCCUCUCACUGCAGGAAUAUUACCAGCAAAUCCUGCCAAUUCAAUUUUACCACCAGGAGAAACUCCGAUAUCCUGGUAUAUCCGGUCUCAAGGGGCAUUAAACGCAGCAUGCACACAGCUAUGUGCUCAAACUGCUCCCCUGACUCAAUCACGAAGACCAGGAACUCGUGCUCAUGCCUUUCAGCGGGAAGAAUCAACGUAUGAAGAAGUUUAUGCCAGAUCUACGUCACAACACAUUCAGACAGGAAGUCAUCAGAGAGAGAACCAUGACAAAACACACCGAAGACGAUCAGUUCAUGAUAGGUUGGGUUCUCAACAAGAUACCCGCACAGAUGAAUCCGAUCCAACAUACCGUUUAAGUGCCAAUACCAGUGUAUUCAAUCGGUUGCAACCAAACUACAACAAGUAUAGACCUCGAGCGGUUUAUAACCCUGAGGCAGAACACAACUAUGACUUGGUUUACCGCCCUGCAGAAGCAGCGGAAAAUUCAAAGUUCAUACUGGAAAUAGCUUUAGCUCCAUUGGAGAAGGCUAAAUUACCAUCCAAUGUGGGGAAGUUCAAUGGGUUAACAGACCCCGACGAUCACUUAAGGGUGUUUACCAGCGCAGGUCUGGUUAGGGGUUGGACUCUCCCACUAUGGUGUCAUCUGUUUGUACAAACUCUGACCGGCCCAGCGCGAAUUUGGUUCGACAAUCUACCAACUGGACAGAUCGAAUCAUGGAACGAUCUACGAGAAAAGUUUUUGACACACUUCAGCCAGCAGCGGCGUUCCAUACGCGAUACGUCCGACGUCAUGAACAUCUGGCGCUGGGAUGACGAAAAUCUGGAAGAUUUCAUCACCAGAUACAAUAAAGAAGUACUGGAGAUUGGUGGUGUUCACGAACAGUUGAUCCGCGCUCAAUUCAAGUACGCAGUUCGAUGCGAUGACAUGGUCAAAGUUCUAUCUGGAACAGAAGGCCUUCCAACAAGUUGGGAAAAGAUAAUGGCGGCGGCCAAAGUUUAUGCGCAAACCGAGAAAAACCUCACAACAAACAGGCCACCACCACCGCACAAUAGGCCCGCGGAUUUAAGCUCAACUGGCGAGAGAAGGUUUAAAAAAUCAUGGCGUGAGUCUGGAACAGGAAACCGCUCGUCCGAAGACGCCCGCGCAACAAUCAACAAACUCUCUGCGCAGCGGGAAAGCAAACAAGAAAAUAGGGAGAGACAGUGGACUCCCCUAACAAAAACCCUGGCGGAGGUCUUAAGUACUGAAGACUAUCAAUUCAAACCUCCGGUCCCGAUGAAAAAUAAACGUGGACAAGACCUGGCACAAUACUGCGAGUAUCACAAAGAUACCGGGCACACCACUAACAACUGCAUCUCUCUGCGCACAAAAAUAGAGAAAGCCCUCAAGAGCGGCGAAUUAACACAUUUACUCCAAAAUGUACGAAAAGAGAUUAAGAAGAUAACCCGGGGGGAAGAAGGCCCAAGUAAACGGGCAAAAACCUAA
Messenger RNA from Helianthus annuus (common sunflower), 1608 nucleotides. RefSeq lists its product as uncharacterized. The transcript has a single exon. NCBI's taxonomy places the organism in Eukaryota, Viridiplantae, Streptophyta, Magnoliopsida, Asterales, Asteraceae. Bases 1 to 1608 code for a protein of 535 amino acids. The record is from RefSeq and is a predicted model, not a curated record.